This is a messenger RNA of Gongylonema pulchrum, 444 nucleotides long. The record is from the annotation of a GenBank genome assembly. Lineage: Eukaryota; Metazoa; Nematoda; Chromadorea; Rhabditida; Gongylonematidae.
UUGCAGGGAUUUCAAAAAAUAUAUAAACAGUUUUUCCCACAAGGCGAUCCCACCGAUUUUGCUUCAUUCGUUUUCAAGGUUUUCGACGAAAAUAAGGAUGGGGCAAUCGAAUUUCAUGAAUUCAUCAGGGCAUUAUCGAUCACGUCUAGAGGCAAUUUGGAUGAAAAACUGCAUUGGGCUUUCCGAUUAUACGACUUGGACAAUGACGGCUUCAUAACGCGCGAUGAGAUGUUGUCGAUCGUUGGAAGUAUUUAUAAAAUGGUAGGCACAACAGUCAAACUGCCAGAGGAGGAAAAUACUCCAGAAAAACGCGUGGAUCGGAUUUUUAAAAUGAUGGAUAAAAAUAACGACGCGCAAUUGACGCUCGAGGAAUUCAAGGAAGGCGCCAAAGCGGAUCCAUCAAUUGUCCAUGCGCUUUCACUCUAUGAAGGAUUAUCCGCUUAA